AUGGCUGAAGUUGAGGAUGUGGACCUUGUAAACUUUCUGAAAACAAGAAAUAUUUCUGACAAUGUCAUCAAAAAGAUUGUGGAAGACAAGAACAGAAGAAAACAGAUAAAAGCUGCAAGAAGCCACAUCAUCAGAAAAUCCGCCAAGAAGACUGAAAGAGGCAAUCAGUUGGAUCCCAAAUCAUCAGAUUCUGAUACAUCACCCAGUGUCUUCACAAAGAAAAAUCAUGGACUAGGAGGAGAAUCAAGUAAGCAGUCAAGACCCCACUCUGAGUUGCACUACAUAGAGAUUCUCCAUUCACCUCCUCCAGAUGAUGAUGAUGAUGGGAAUAAUUCACAUUUAACCACAAGCAACCAGGAAGUUGAAGAUGACUGUCUAAUCCUAGCUUUUCAUGAAGAGGCAGAACAGUUAGUCGGUGAGCCUAAUCCUCAUCUUGCCCAGGCUAUCAAUGCAUCUCUUGAAGACUUUGAAAUACAGUUUGGACCUCACUCUGGCGAUGAUGGAGCGAGUCUUGACUCCACUCUUCCCUGGAAUCCAGAUACUCUCGACACAAAUCAGCAUUCAACGUGGAGUGAAGGAUCUGCAUCAUCAAAUAUCGAUCAAGUGUUCCAAACCCCAUCUGUAAUGGACAUCCGCUGUGUUUCAAUUAGGCGUAUCAAUGUAGUUCAGGAUCUCAUAGAUGUAUUUAUUGACGCAGAAGUCCUUAAUACAAAGCUAAAGAUGGAUUUGAACAAUGAAAAAGGUUUUGAUGGUGACGGUGUAUCCAGAGAAGUCUACUCUGCUUUCUGGGAGCUUUUCUUAGAACAAUGUGAGGGGGAGGAGGAACGAGUUCCCAGACUUCGACCAGACUUUACGCAAGAGCACUGGGAAGCUGUUGGAAGAGUUUGGUUGAAAGGAUAUCUGGACCAUGGCAUCAUACCAAUCCAACUGUCACCAGCUUUUGUUCUUGCUUUUUGUCAAGGAGUCAGUUCAGUAGAUGAGGAACUUUUGAUGAUGUCCUUUAAUACAUUUAUUUCAGGGCCUGAGCGAAUGGCAGUUGAGAAAGCUCUCCAAAACAACAUGGAUGAAACUGUUGAAUAAGACCUGCUGGAUCUUUUUUCUAGAAUGGGCUCACACUGUCUGCCCUCAGGAGACCAUUUACGGGCCUCUCUUUUAACAAUGGCACAUAAAGUAUUGCUUCAAGAGCCAAAGUUUAUAAUAGACUGUUUCCACUCCAUCAUCCACAAUGUGGUUCCACCUCUGACUGAAAAAGACAUCAGGAAUCUUUGAGUCUAAAAAGCCAACAAACAAAAAAGAGGCCCAAACAAUAAAGCCAACAGUUGAAAACCUUGAUCCACAGCAGCAGUCAGCCUUUAACCAUCUGGUAAGGUAUGUGAGAAGUGCUGACCAAAAAAAACUGGUGAAAUUCUUGCGUUCUGCACAGGGUCCUCAGUUCUUUGCCAGGACAAAAUCGAAGUAACCUUUAAUAGGCUGUCUGGUUUAAGUCGAAGAUUAGUGGCGCACACCUGCGGUGCCGUCCUUGAAUUACCAUGUACAUAUAGUUCAUACCCAGAGUUUCGAGCAGAGCUGGACAACACUCUGUCAGGUGACUGCUACACAAUGGAUAUUCUGUAAUAUCUGAAUUUGGUGUAAAUGUCAGAAUUUAGAGCUCCGUCUCCCCCUCUGGUCACCAGCUGGAACUAUCUCAUGAGUUCUAACCACAAUUCCUGUAUGGUGCACACCUGACUUUCAUUCACUCAACCACAGCAUACUUGAGCUCUGUAAUGAACUUACCACAAAGUAUUGUUUGUGCCACACUGUCUUCCUUAUCAUAUCUUGUAUCUGGACCUGAUCUUCUGUCUUCUGACCCAGACUCUGGUUGCCUGCCUGGACCGUUGCCGCCACUAUUUUGAACAUACUGUCUCUCCUUGGAUGAACUUAUGCCUUUUAUUGAUUGGCUGACUGACUAAAGUAAUUUAAGUUUGUGGACUUUUAGCUGAGCUAAUAAACCUGCUGCAUUUGAAUACAGCCGUCUGCCUGAUCUUGUGACAGUGGCG
This is a messenger RNA of Oryzias latipes (Japanese medaka), 2036 nucleotides long. Lineage: Eukaryota; Metazoa; Chordata; Actinopteri; Beloniformes; Adrianichthyidae. The record is from RefSeq and is a predicted model, not a curated record.